Messenger RNA from Aspergillus niger, 6984 nucleotides. RefSeq lists its product as uncharacterized. The record is from RefSeq and is a predicted model, not a curated record. Bases 1 to 6984 code for a protein of 2327 amino acids. The transcript is spliced from 4 exons. Gene Ontology annotation, molecular function: nucleic acid binding. Gene Ontology annotation, biological process: DNA integration. NCBI's taxonomy places the organism in Eukaryota, Fungi, Ascomycota, Eurotiomycetes, Eurotiales, Aspergillaceae.
AUGUCGCAACCAGGCAGAUACCACUCUUUACAACAUGUCUCGAAUACAGAGGCAGUAGCCAUACAACCAAAGACACAAGCAGAUAGGCUUCCAGUAAAGCUACCAGAAGGCGUUCAACCCGUAUCUGAAAGGUUGAAAGGGCGAGAAGACUACUCAACGUGGCGCUUUGAAAUAUGUCAAAUCCUGAAGAACGUCGGUCUACAAGACAUGAUCGACAAGGGUCUAUCCCAUCCUAGUACAAACCACACGAAUUACUGGCUAUGGCACCACCUGUCAAUCAACAUCCAGUCCUGGCUAGCUAGCCAGCUGUCAGACCCCCUAAAGAGGGCACUGAUGACGUCCCCUGACGCGCACGACUACGCGGACGAUGCCUACGAAGUCAUCAAAUCACUCGUCCUAGGCCACGGCCACACGCUUUGCCAAACAACGUACUUCGACCUCAUCCACAAACGCCGAUCCGACUACUCUACCGUUGAACAAUACGUGGAGGCGUUCAAACACGCAUACAACUUCGCUAAAGAGUUGAAAGUCGGGAUAUCACCAUACUGCGGGUUGCUACACCUGCUCAAAGAGCUGGAAUCCGACCUUCCAACGUGGGUGUCAACAGUGGAGUGCAAUUUGCCUGAUAAUGCUGCGGACACCCUCCAGGAGAAAGAGUUUCUAGUUUACUGCAGGACCGCAAUCGAACAAGGUAAUAAACAAAUGCAAAGAUAUUCUUUCGCUGCGCCAGCGAAGAACACUGGAAGCACCACCAAGUCGGGAAGCACUGCAACGACCUCAGAGUGGAAGAAAUCAACAUUCCCACCGAAAGGAACGACCCCUGAGGAACACGCUAGAAAGAUGCGAAACUUGAAGCCAGAGAUGACUAAGGGACGCUGCGCUUUCUGUAAGACACUAGGCCAUGGAGCAACCACCUGCUGGCGCUUGAAUCCUGACCUCCGGCCAGAGGAUUAUAGGCCUCGUAUAGAAGGCAUCUGGUGGUUCAAAGGAUCGAAGCCUAGCGAAGCAUCAAAUGCAGCGGUAGGCGAAAUAGGAUCCGAUGACGAAAACCCGUAUAUUUUGAAUUUUUCUGGCCUAGCCGUUGCAAACGCCACGAACACCUCGCUACGCUGGAUAUAUGAUACAGGCAGCUCACAGCAUCUAACACCUGACUGCGCUUCCCUAAGCGGUCUCCACCAAUUGAAACCCCACGAAUACUACCAAUAUGGCACCUCGAACGGGGGAAUCGGUGUUGCAAAAUCGGCAGGGUAUCUGACCCUGACCCUAGCUGCAAACGGCCAAAAUACGGUGUUGAAGAUCAAGGCCUACCACCAACCGGACCUACCCUACGGGCUCCUUUCUUCCAACCGCCUACGUACAGACCUUGGCAUCUACGCUACCACUAAGGACCUGACCCUACGCAGGGACCGGGAUGACAAGAUCGUCGGCCACCUGCAGGCAUCGAAAAACGUGCUUUUCGUCAGGACAAAAGACCCUGACCUAGCGCUAGCGGCAGUGGACCCCCUACUCUUGCACCGGCGAUACGGGCACGCAGGAUUCCGCCGAAUCGCUACCACUGCAAAGGAUCAUCAAAUUGAACUCGAACACAGGGACACCCUAGAGUGCGAAGCAUGCUCGCUAGGCAAGGCCACACGCCUCGUUUCAAGGGACCCAAUCCCAAAGACUAAUGAUCCAACACAGCUCUGGCAUGCAGACAUCCAAAAGGUGACCCCGAUUGGUCAUGGCGGAUUCAACUACUUUCUACUCAUGGUCAACAACGCUACUCGCUUAGUGAGGACGGCCAUGCUUAAACACAAAGAUGACGCCUCCGACGAGCUGAUCAGGAUGAAUAUGGAACACAAGAAUAUGGUCGGCCGAUACGUGGCCACCUGGCACCUAGAUGGUGGCCGCGAGUUCAACCGCUUUAGGAAAUGGGCGAAUCAUGCAGAGCGAGGCAUUCAAAUCAAAAUAUCACCUCCUCGAACACCCGAAGCCAACGGCCUAGCUGAACGAUACGGCGGCUUGCUCAACCGAAUGAGCAGGGUCAUGAUACUAGAUGCUGGCCUCCCUGCUCACCUCUGGCCGUACGCUGUACGCCUCUCAGCGCAGAUCCUGAAUCGCCUCGUCCCCUACCACAGCGCUGUCAGGAAGACCCCCGUGUUCCUAUACAGAUCCCACUACAACCUCCCGAAUCCUAACGCGUCACUAGACUUCCUACGCGUAUUCGGAUGUCGUGCCUACCAACACAUCCCGCAGGAAGAUCGAGUCGCAUCCCAGAAAAUGGGACCUCGUGCAAAAGUCGGAUACUUCGUCGGUUUCGAUGGGGACAACGGACACGUUUACUACGUGUGGGAUCCUAUAUCUGAUAAAAUUAAACGAUCACGAGACGUUAAAUUCAACGAAGAUCGAACCUACAAGGAUGACAAGGAGGAUCCCGGUGGAGUUCCUACACGCGAACCUGACCCUAAAGGACCAACACCAGCUGGCCCAGGUGCCGCGCUCAAGUUAGACAACGCGUUCCUGCACCAAACAACCAAUAUAUCAGAUAACACGAGGGCCCUGAUUGAGCAACCGGACCCUGAAGAAGACGUCAUCCGAGGCAGAAUCCACACCAUAUCUGCCUCCGCAGAGCCUCCACCUACACGCUCGAUCGAGAAUGCCACAGAAUACGAGGCAUCCUCAACGAAAUACGCCGCGCAGGACUACCGCCUGCCGGACCCUACUGAGCCAGAAGAACAACCCAUACUGAGGCGCUCCGCAAGGACCACUAAAGGCAAAUCAUCAACAUGGCCAGAUUACCAACAACUGGCCACGGUUGACCGGGUGACCCUACCCCACCUCAAACAACACGAAGUGGUCGUUCCGAACACCUACAGCGAAGCGAUGAAGUCCCCGCUGGCACCAUACUGGAAAGAUGCUAUGGAUACACAGAUCGAUAAGAUACAGAAUAUGGGCACCUACGAGAUCGUGAACCGACCUCCAACCGCUCGCGCAAUCCCAGGCAAGUGGGUGUACGACCUCAAGGUCAACACUGACGGAUUCGUCACCCAAUUCCGUGCUAGAUGGGUAGUCUGCGGCAACCGCCAGAUACCAGGCAUCGAUUACGACGAAUCGUUCGCUCCUGUCGCCAGCGAAGCGGCCCUGAAGCUAUUCAUGACGAACGUCGCUAUAAAAGAUCUUGAAUGGGAACAAUGUGAUAUAGUAUCUGCUUAUCUACACGCGCAGAUACAGGGCAAACGCGUGUUCAUGAAACAACCUACCGGAUACCAUGAAGGACCACCGGAUCAGGUGUGCCUAUUAAAGAUGGCCCUCUACGGCCUCCGCCAGGCGGCCCACCUCUGGCACCAAACGUUUGACGAAACACUUAAAAGAAUCGGUUUCGAACCACUGAGGGAGGAUCCCUGCGUAUACAAAAAGGGUGAUAUCUGGUUGAUUAUUUAUGUUGACGACUCCGCUAUCGCUGGCCCCAGGAAGGAAGACCUAGCCGAGGUCAAACAACACCUAAACAAGGCAUUUGGCCUGAAGGAAAUGGGGGAACCAAAGGUUCUACUAGGAUGCAACGUUCAACGUGACUACCAAGCAGGCACGAUAUCACUAUCCCAACCAACGUACGUGGAGGAGUGCCUCAAUGCAGCGAACCUAGGAUCCUGCACCCCCUCCGCCAUUCCGAUGACCGUUGCCUACAAAAAGUCAGAUCGCUCGAAUAUGACUACCGAAAACGUCAACCUAGCCGAAUAUCAAAGCCUUGUAGGGCGUUUGAACUGGCUAACCACAAAGACCCGCCCCGAUAUACGUCAUGCAACGUUUAGACUUCAAAGGCGCAUGAACACUCCCACUACGGCCGACGCUAAAGCAUUGAAAAUUGUAUACAGAUAUCUGAAAAGGUCCAUCCCGUACGGGAUCACCCUCGCCACUGACCAUACCAAAGGCAUCGAAGUCUUCGUAGAUGCCGCCCACGCUGACCACGAAGACGGCAAAUCAACGGAGGGAUACGUCAUCUUCUACGCUGGCGGCCCAAUCAGCUGGUCAUCCAGGAAGCAAUCGCUAGUUGCACCGUCAUCUACGGUAGCAGAAUACUGCGCGUUUGACUCCGCCGCCAAAGAAGCCUUGUAUAUAAAGAAAUUGGUUGAAGCGUUUGACCUCAAGGCCUCCGUUGACGGCAGGAUACCCUUGUACACCGACGCCGCCAACUCCCUACGGAUCCUGAACCACGGAGGCUACACCAGGUCCACUAGAUGGCUCGAUAAUCGUUACCUAUUCGUAGCCGAUCUGAUCACGAAGAACGCUAUCACCAUUCAACACAUCCCAGGGACCACCAACCCGGCGGACGGCCUCACCAAGCCGCUUGAUAACGAAUCGUUCAAAGCGUUCAGGCACCUCCUCGGAAUGACCCCCAUCUCCUCCCCGAACCUGCAUCCAGGGAACACCGAUAGCGAAGAAUCAAGCGUUUUCAACGACUUCAGUAUUGACCUAAAACGUCGUUUCAACAGAUUAUAUCGUGCUGCAAUCUUGGAGAUGUCAAGCCCCGUGUUAUGUGAUUGGUGUCAGACAACGGUCUUUGACAAACAUCUUCUGGCCGUGAUUGGUCGCGAUAGGGAUUCGAUGUACAUGGAUCAGAGUCCUUUUAGUGUGAUGAUUGACCCAGUGGCAUACUUCGGUAAUCGGAAUGCGCUUGCCGGGUUCCAGCGGUCCUUUCGUCGAAACAAUGAAUUGCUAUUGCAGAAUGCGGCCCGGUGGUGUAUCUUCUGUAUGCUUCUUAGAAAUUUACGAGGUGGACUACGCGAUGAUUUCGAGUUCACAAUUACCGUCAACGAUCCCUGGAAGUGGUCCACAGUGACUGUUGCUGCGCACGAUGACGAGAUUACGAACCGCACUGGUUACUUUAGAGUCUAUAAGACAGUUAGCCCUAACAAAGUCGCAUUGUCUGGUUCGACCUUCAAUAACGCGCGGGUAGCAGAACAGAACGUCGAUAUCUGUCCAGCAAAUAACGAUCUUCUCCAACAUGACAGCUCACUACCUCGGCAACUAGUUCGAGAUUGCGGGGCCCUCCGCGCUCUGAUUGACGAUUGUACGGCUAACCACUCUAAUUGCAAGCCACGGGAGGGAUUAGGCUCUCCUUCCUUGCUGCUUGAACUUUCUGGAACAUCAGUGUCACCGGCAGUACGCCUCAUCAAGACAUCGGAAAUUAAGGUCGUGCCAAUUCGCUACGUCUGCCUUAGCUACUGCUGGGGCGGAAUACAGCCAAACAUGACGACAACCAGCCGUUUGGACUCAUACUUAGCCGGAAUUGAUACAACAGAGAUUUCUGAAACAAUUCUGGACGCCAUCCGUGUCAGUCUUGCGAUGGGCUACCAGUACUUAUGGGUGGAUGCUCUGUGUAUUGUGCAAGACUGCGAGCCAGACAAGAUUGUCGAGCUAGGUAAGAUGGCUUCUAUUUACUCGGGAGCCAUCCUUACAAUAUGUGUCAUGUCGGCCAAAAGUGCGACGGAAGGCUUCUUGCGACAGGCCUAUCCAAACUACAGCGACGACAAGUCAAUACGCACAUGGCACGCAGAUAUACGCGACGACAUAAGCCAAUUAGUGACUGGUUCCCUAGAAAUACGGAGUGAUUUCUCCAACGAUGACAUUUUUGACAGUCCAAUUCUGAAACGAGGCUGGACCUUCCAAGAGGCGCUUCUUAGUCCACGCCUUGUCGUAUUUUCUGCUCAUGGUCAGAAGCCUGCAUUGCGAUGCUCCACGCAUACCGUCCAAUCGGACGGUGGUCGGAUCACAACGCACCCCAAAACUUUGGUGAACCUUGGGGAGCUGGAGCAAGUAGUAGAAAGGGCAAAGUCCGAACACAGAUACUCUAGAGAAUAUUUUAUUCAAUCGGCCAAAGCUGAAGAAUGGGUCAAGGUUGUUGAACAAUAUUCUCGGAGAUCAUUGACAUACCAGGAGGACAAGAUGCCCGCCCUCAUGGGCAUUGUGUCAGAGUGGGAGUCCCUGUUCAUGCCGGGUAAGUAUUGGGCCGGUAUUUGGUCCAAGACCUUGGCGAAGGACCUCAUAUGGAAAUGUCAUAGAAACUAUUUUCCACGGUCAGCCUGCGAGUCGUACGUUGCCCCGUCAUGGUCCUGGGCGUCUCGUGCCCAUCCCGUCUAUUACGAAAGUUUGGGGGACAUGCUCUUUUUCGAAGGAGAAGAUUCUUUUGAGGUCGUUUCGUGUGAGGUGAUUCCCAUUCACAAGGACCUGCCAAACGGCGCGAUCAAAUCGGCACAGUUAACUGUGAAGUGUAUUGCUGAGCUGGUGGACAUUGAGGGCCCUGAAUCAGAAGAUGUUUCCUGUAUAGCGUCAAGGGGGGAAGUGGAGGUUUAUUUUGACGACAGUCCUAGGCCACAAGAUGUCAGAAAAGCUUGGCUUCUAUACAUUAACGAUGAAGAGCCGUAUAAUCUUCCGCACGGAAUUGGGAUAGCGGUCGUUGAAGUCGACACAACCAAUGCUGAUGGCACCAAGUUAUACAAGCGAGUAGUGUCUAGAUCAUGGAUCAAAAGUAUAGCCUGGGGAAAUGUUAGUUUGGGCUCAUCCAGACUCGGGCCGAAAGUAGCGCUCCCAGGCCCCAAUGCAGCAUCAAGGUGCAUAUCAACAAGCACUCUAAGCGGGUCCAGUAUGGUAAAUCAGUCAUCUGCUCACAGAGAAAAUACUCCCGCAGCCGGAUAUCCUAUGGAGUUGCUCGGAGACUGCCCCGGAGAUCCAGGCAUCACUCAUGCAGAACACUGCUGUUUCAUCAUGGUUGCCGAACAACAUAUUAAUCCCGAGGAUCAGAAUGGGAGGGUGUUGAUAAAGUACAAACAGGAAACUCUAGCGCAUUGCCAGAUGGUUAACAGAGACAGGGAUCCCUGGAAUAUCAAACUGCUACCUAUCCAAAUCUUUCACACAUACGAAGUUGAGAAUCAUAUUCUUGGCUAUGGGGCUCGGCACUAUCCGGAAAAGGCCAAUUAUUGCCCACCUAUUCCCGGAUACUUGAUCUAG